AUGAUUACACGCCUUUCAAGAGCCUGUUUGAGGCGAUCAGGCGCUAACCGCUGGAAAAGCGAACUGUACCAUAAUCCCUCGUUUUCUUCUCAAUUUUCUACAUCAUGCAUUGCUUUGCAUCCAAACAUUGGUCCUUUUCGAUAUUCACAAGCUCUUUCACGGGGUAAAGACUCGAAAAAUGAAAAAGUACCUAAAAAUGACAGUGAAACAAAAAAGUCGCCGUCAUCAGAGAAUGAGUCUUCAAAACAGAAAGAGCUUCAGUCUCAUAAGCAGACCUUAAAAAAGAAUCCGGAACGGAAAAAAGAUGAAGAAAAUACAGAAGCAAUCAAAACUUUUGUUAGAUCAUCUUCCAGUAACGCGAAGGACGAAAAAGAACAAGCUAAUGAUUCUUUUAGUUUGGAAACUUCUGGAAAAAAGAAAGACACGUCUAAAAAUGCUAUACCAGAAGUAUAUCCUCAAUUGCUAGCUUUACCUAUCGUGCGAAGGCCAUUGUUCCCGGGCUUUUACAAAGCAAUUGUCACUAAGGAUCCUUCUGUUUCAGAGGCCAUCAAGGAAUUAAUAAAGAAAAGGCAACCCUAUAUUGGUGCUUUCCUUCACAAGGACGAAAAUGCAGAUACCGAUGUAAUUACAGAUGUAAACCAAGUUUAUCCGGUCGGUGUUUUUGCUCAAAUUACAAGUAUUUUUCCUACAAAAAAUGCGGGUGAAACAGCCUUAACAGCUGUUCUUUAUCCCCAUAGACGUAUACGCAUCACAGAAUUAAUGCCUCCUAAGGUUCACAUCACUCCUAGCGCUGACUCCAAAGAGCUCAAACAAGCAGACGGGUCCGAAGAAUUAACUACUGCUGACAAUAGCAAAGGUGAUUCUAAAUUGGAAAGUACAGCUUCCAUGUUACAGGACUAUAAUGUUUCUGUGGUGAAUGUCGAAAAUAUUCACAAUCUUCCUUUCAAUCGCCAAAAUCCAGUAAUAAAAGCACUCACUGGCGAAAUUAUGAGCACUUUUAAAGAGAUUGCGACCUUAAGUCAUAUUUUCCGUGAACAAAUUGCCAAUUUUUCGAUUUCAACAGGAACAAACAAUGUUUUUGAUGAACCUGCUAGAUUGGCGGACUUUACUGCUGCGGUUUGCUCUACUGCUCUUCAGGACUUACAAGGUGUCUUGGAAGCUCAGAAUAUUGAAGAGCGAUUAGAAAAAGCUUUAAUAAUUCUAAAGCAAGAACUUAUUAAUGCUCAACUGCAAAGUAAGAUUAGCAGAGAUGUUGAACAAAAACUGUCUCAGCGCCAGAAAGAAUUUAUAUUAAUGGAGCAAAUGAAGGGAAUAAAGAGAGAACUCGGCCAUGAUGACCCUAAAGAGGCAUUACUCAAUGAAUUCAGAAGAAGAGCCGAGGAGACAGAAAUGCCUGAACAUGUGAAUAAAGUUUUUAAGGAAGAGCUUUCUAAAUUUCAACAUCUAGAACCAAUGGCUGCUGAGUACAAUGUUACUCGCAAUUAUUUAGACUGGAUAACUCAAUUACCAUGGGGUAAAAAGUCUUCGGAAAACUUCAACAUUCAAUACGCUAGGGAUAUAUUGGAUAGGGAUCAUUAUGGUUUAAAAGACGUGAAAGACCGCAUUCUCGAACUUGUUGCAGUCGGAAAAUUAAGAGGUACCAUGCAAGGAAGAAUUAUUUGCCUAGUAGGGCCUCCUGGUGUCGGUAAAACAUCUGUUGGUAAAUCAAUUGCUUCUGCAUUGAAUCGAGAAUUCUUUAGAUUUAGUGUUGGUGGCUUAACCGACGUUGCUGAAAUUAAAGGACACCGUCGUACUUAUAUUGGGGCGAUGCCUGGCAAGGUAGUACAAGCUUUGAAGAAGGUACAAACCGAAAAUCCCUUAAUUUUAAUUGAUGAAAUCGAUAAAGUUGGAAAAAGUCAUCAAGGAGAUCCACAUAGUGCUUUACUUGAGCUUUUAGACUCUGAGCAAAAUUCGGCUUUUUUGGACCAUUAUAUGGAUAUGACUUUAGACGCCUCCUCAGUUUUGUUCGUUUGCACUGCCAAUACUGUAGAUACAAUACCUCCUCCUUUGCUAGAUCGAAUGGAACUUAUUGAAGUAUCAGGUUAUGUGGAGGCAGAAAAGCUUCACAUUGCUAGAGAUUAUUUAAUUCCCCAAACGAAGAAAAAUUGCGGAUUGAAGGAUGCAAACGUAACAAUGUCUGACAAUGCGAUUAGAGGCUUAAUUCAAUUUUACUGUCACGAAAGCGGCGUACGGAACCUAAAGAAAUCCAUUGAAAAAAUAUUCCGGAAAACUUCAUUUCAAAUUGUCCAGAAUAUUGGAGAUAAGAAGGAAGGCCCUGUUAAAGAAGCACAAGAAAGUUCAACCAAUAAAGAGCACGAUGAAGCAGGAAGUACAGACCAAACUGCUGAUAGUUCAUCUGUUGUUCCCCUUGAUGUACCAAACGAAAUUAAGGUUGAUAUAGACGAAAAGGAUUUGAUUGACUAUCUUGGCCCUCCAAUACACACCUCACCUCGUCUUUAUGAUAGGACGCCAAACGGUGUAGUUAUGGGUUUAGCUUGGACUCCAAUGGGUGGUGUUCCAUUGUACGUUGAAACUAUAGUUAAAAACAACUUGUCUGCUGCUUCUGCUCCUUCGUUAGAAAGAACUGGCCAACUUGGUGAUGUUAUGAAAGAAUCUUCAGAGUUAUCCUACUCCUUCUGUAAAAGCUUCUUAUCUAAGAAUUUCCCAAAAAAUAGGUUUUUUGAACAUGCUCGUUUGCAUAUGCACUGUCCAGAAGGAUCUAUAUCAAAAGAUGGCCCGUCUGCUGGUAUUACCAUGGCUACCUCAUUACUAUCUUUAGCCUUAAGCACGCCUGUACCCGCUACUACUGCAAUGACAGGUGAGCUAACCUUAACUGGCAAAGUUCUUCGGAUCGGUGGUUUGAGAGAGAAAGCUGUUGCAGCCAAGUUAUCGGGUAUAAAAGAAAUUUUAUUUCCAAAAGGUAAUAUAGCCGAUUGGGAACAACUUCCUGAUUAUGUCAAGGAAGGCUUAAGAGGUGUUCCUGUUGAAUGGUAUGACGAUGUAUUUAAGAAGAUUUUCCCUCAUGUCAACAUUGAGGAAUGUAACAAUCUUUGGCCUACUUUAAUGACUAGUGCUUCUAGUCAAAAGUAG
Schizosaccharomyces osmophilus is the source of this 3129-nucleotide messenger RNA. It is a transcript of the gene lon1, whose product is annotated as mitochondrial matrix Lon protease. NCBI's taxonomy places the organism in Eukaryota, Fungi, Ascomycota, Schizosaccharomycetes, Schizosaccharomycetales, Schizosaccharomycetaceae. The transcript has a single exon. Gene Ontology annotation, molecular function: single-stranded DNA binding; ATP binding; serine-type endopeptidase activity. The record is from RefSeq and is a predicted model, not a curated record. Gene Ontology annotation, cellular component: mitochondrial matrix. The coding region runs from base 1 to 3129 and encodes 1042 amino acids. Gene Ontology annotation, biological process: protein catabolic process; mitochondrion organization; chaperone-mediated protein complex assembly.